UGCAGCCAUGGCUGCAAUGAUUCCUGCAUGGGAAAUCCAAGAGGAAUCCAAAUGUCCCAUCUGCCAGGACUAUCUCACAGACCCAGUGAGCAUAAACUGUGGGCACAACUUCUGCCGAGGCUGCAUCACUCAGUACUGUGAGACAUGGAGAAAGCUGGGCUCUGACCCCUUGUGCUGCCCCAGCUGCAGAGCCCGAAUCCAGAAAGGGGCCCUCCGGAGUAACUACCAGCUCGCAAAUAUUGUGGAAAAACUCAAAAAACUGGAUCUCAGCCCAGGCAAUGAGAAUCUGUGCGGGAGACACGGCAAAGGCCUGGAUCUGUUCUGCGAGGAGGACUGGGAAGCCAUGUGUGUGGUUUGCUGGAGAUCCUCCGAGCACAGAUCUCACAAGGUGCUACUCCUGGACGAGGCUGCCCAGCCACACAAGGAAAAACUCCAGACCCAUGUGGCGACUCUGAAGGAAAGGAGAGCAAAGCUGCUGGGGUUAAAGGAGACCAGUGAGCAGAGAAGCCAGCAGUAUCUGAAACAGACAGGAGCAGAGCGGGAGAAGAUUGUGGCCGAGUUUCAGCAGCUGCGGCAGUUCCUGGAGGAACAAGAGCGACUCCUGCUGGCCCAGCUGCAGAGGCUGGAUGAGGAGAUUAGGAGGCUCCACACUGAUACUGUCACCAAACUCUCGGAGCAGAUUUCCCGUCUCAGCGAGCUGAUUGGGGAGCUGGAGGGGAAGUGUCAGAAGCCAGCGAGUGAAUUCCUGCAGGAUAUCAGAAACACCUUGAGCAGGUGUGAGGAGGGGCAGGCCCAGCAGCCAGAGGAGAUGGCUCCUGAACUGGAGGCGCGAGUCCAGGAUUUCUCCCAGCAAACUACUGCUCUGUCAGAGAGUCUGAGGAUGUUUGGAGCCACUCUGCCAGCUGCACUGGAGGCACAAAGAGGAUACAGCCCAG
Messenger RNA from Pelodiscus sinensis (Chinese soft-shelled turtle), 935 nucleotides. NCBI's taxonomy places the organism in Eukaryota, Metazoa, Chordata, Testudines, Trionychidae. The record is from RefSeq and is a predicted model, not a curated record.